AUGUUGGAAGGUAAGGGUAUGAUUAAGGAAACAGAUAUGCCGGUGAAGAUGCAGAUCCAAGCCAUGGCUUGUGCUUCUCAAGCACUUGAUCUCUAUGAUGUUGUUGAUGGCAUAUCCAUUGCUGGCCACAUCAAAAAGGAAUUUGAUAAGAGAUAUGGGGGUGGAUGGCAAUGUGUGGUGGGUUCUAACUUUGGUUGUUUUUUCACUCACACACAAGGGAGUUUCAUCUAUUUUUCUGUAGAAACCCUCAAUUUCCUUAUCUUCAAGGCAGCUUCUUCUUAAUAGUAGAAGGUAUUACUUUAACCACUCUUUUAGAGAGAGUGCUGAUGAAGUAGUGUUAUUGAUCUUCUGGGUAUGUAAGAAAGAUUUACCGUUAGCUAGAGUUUUGUAAAAAUGGCAGACUAGUUGUUGAUAUGCACUUUUCUAAUUCUCUAUCACCACUGCUUUACUUAACUGUACACUAAAUCUAUACCCAUCUCCCGUUUCCAAUUUAGCAAUUCAGAAAGAAUUUUGCAUAAUCUGCUGUAUUAUCAGCAGUUGCAAUUAUUUGGAAAAAGAUUAUUACCAGACACAGUUUAUUUUCCAAUCACAAUCAGGGAAAUGUAUACUCAUGAUUAAUC
This is a messenger RNA of Pistacia vera, 620 nucleotides long. Its product is annotated as dynein light chain LC6, flagellar outer arm-like. The transcript is spliced from 2 exons. Gene Ontology annotation, cellular component: dynein complex. Gene Ontology annotation, molecular function: dynein intermediate chain binding; dynein light intermediate chain binding. Lineage: Eukaryota; Viridiplantae; Streptophyta; Magnoliopsida; Sapindales; Anacardiaceae. Bases 1 to 282 code for a protein of 93 amino acids. The record is from RefSeq and is a predicted model, not a curated record. Gene Ontology annotation, biological process: microtubule-based process.